AUUUGGUAGGAGAAAAUCAGAAAAAAUGGCGGCGAAACAGAAAAGAAAGCAGAAGGAGAAAAUACAGUAACGAAAUGGGAGACGCAGAGCGGGAAGGAGGAGAGAAGAAGAAGAGCUUCGUGAUACAGAUUCCUUCAUAUGAAGAAGUUAUGGAGAGUUCUUCUCAGUCCAAAACGACGUCGUCUCUCUUCAACCCUACCCCUUCUUUUUCUCAAGCAUUCAAAUUCGUCAAGAACUCCGAAUUCUACUCUCCGCCUCCGCCUCCACCCCCUAAUCCCCAGCCUUCUUCCUCCUCCCAAGCUGAUACGGCCAGACCGGUUAAUAGUUCAGAUGUUACUAUUUCAUCAUCAUCGUCUACGCCCUCUUCUUCAGCUAAUCGAAAUGCUAUACUUGUUAGCAAUAGACAGAAGGGAAAUCCGUUGCUAAAACAUAUCAGGAAUGUGAGGUGGACUUUUGCAGAUAUUGUUUGUGACUACUUAUUGGGCCCAAACACUUGUGCUCUUUAUUUGAGCCUCCGGUAUCAUCUGCUUCAUCCAGACUACUUGUAUUUUCGGAUUAGGGAAUUGCAGAAGAACUUUAGACUCCGCAUAAUUUUGUGCCAUGUUGAUGUUGAAGAUGUUAUCAAGCCUUUACUUGAAGUUACCAGAACUUCUCUCCUUCAUGAUUGCACUCUGUUAUGUGGUUGGAGUUUGGAAGAAUGCGGCCGGUACUUGGAGACGGUAAAGGUUUAUGAAAAUAAGCCCGCCGACCUCAUUCAGGGCCAAAUGGAUGGAGACUACCUAUCACGGCUGAAUCAUGCUCUGACGGCAAUACGACAUGUUAACAAAACAGAUGUUGUGACUCUUGGGUCAACAUUUGGGUCUCUUUCUCAUGUGAUGGAUGCAUCUAUGGAAGACCUUGCUCGUUGCCCUGGCAUAGGAGAGCGCAAGGUAAAACGCUUGUAUGACGCUUUUCAUGAACCUUUCAAGCGAGAAGUGCCAAAACGCCAAUGCAUUCCAGAAACUUCUGUCGCUAAUGAAUCUCAUCCUGGCUCCAGCAACACAAAGGAAGACGAGAAGGAAAUUGUGGAUACAAGCAACAGUGAGAAGAAAGAACCCGAAGUGACUGUCAAGUCAGCACUUUCGGCUGCUUUUGCUAAGUACUCACACAAAAUUACAAGAAAGAAGAAUAAAUCACAAGAAGAGGAAGAAGGGAAGUGCAGUACUAACGAAGAAGCUAAAACAGGAGACACGAACUGCAGCAACAACUGCUGAAUCUUGGUCUCUUCCUUUCAUGCUAAUGUUCCUAAUUUUAUAUUUUCCCCAUUUGUUUGAUUUCUCUUAGUAAAAUUCGUUAUAAAUUAACGGGAAAACUCAUAGAAGAUAAGUAGUGAACAAAUAUUCAGAAGAUGUUUGGGCAUGAUUUAGUUGAGGUUUUUUUUAAAAAGUAGUGUUUGAAAGUUGACAUUGUGUUUGAACAUGAAAAUAUAAUUGGAGCAGUGAAAAU
Molecule: messenger RNA, 1485 nt
Organism: Solanum stenotomum
Lineage: Eukaryota; Viridiplantae; Streptophyta; Magnoliopsida; Solanales; Solanaceae
Product: DNA excision repair protein ERCC-1
Exons: 9
Coding region: 75-1253 (392 amino acids)
Biological process (GO): UV-damage excision repair; meiotic mismatch repair; mitotic recombination
Cellular component (GO): nucleus; ERCC4-ERCC1 complex; nucleotide-excision repair factor 1 complex
Molecular function (GO): single-stranded DNA binding; damaged DNA binding
Source: RefSeq, a predicted model, not a curated record